UUAUUUUAUAAUGUAUUAAGUAUUUAAUAUUAGAUACUCUAAUAGUAAUGUUGACACACCAUCAGAUUAAAAAAUUUUGAAGUUUAAAUUAAUAGUACGCAAAAUAAUCAAUAAAUCGAAUUAUAAAUUUUAUAUUAAAAAAUGAAGUAUUUGUUUAAUUAUAUACUAUUAUUAUUGUAUUUUAACUAUAUUGUUAAGUCAAUGAACUCGAGUAGUAAUUACAAUCAGGUGCUGGCAAACUACAUUGAUUAUGUUUUUGAAAAGUCAUACAUUAUGUCAAUUAUAAAUAAUUUUGAAACUUUAGAAUCAUUUGACGACAAGGGUGCGAUUAACUUUAAUGAUGAUGAUAUAAAUUAUUUGACAAGUACAUGUAGUGGAGACAUCAAAUGCAUUCAAAAUAAAUCACUGUCUGAAAUUAAGUUCAAACAAAAAAUUGAAGCAUUUCAAUGCGUUAGUGGCAUAUUUAUAUAUUAUUUACUUAAUGAAAUGAAAAGUGUGCUCUUGUACAACAAACCACAGAAAUUUAUAGGACCUAGUGUUUUUCAUUUUGUAAAAUUAAUGAUGACGGGAAUGUUCAGUGUGUUAUAUUCUGGCAAAAUCUAUAAUCACAAUUUAUUUUGGAGAAUUUUUAUUCGGAUAAUUGCAGUAGACAAUUGGCCCUAUUUUUUUUUUAAAACUAACAUAACCAACUUUGAUCAGUAUGAAUGCGAUUUAGUAAGUUAUAUUAACUUAUGCCGGCAGCAUAAUUAUCUUCCCAAUUCAAAUCCUGAAAUAAAAGUAUCUCAUUCGAAUAUUUUUUAUGAAAAUAUAGGUAAAGCUGAUAUGAUAGCUUUUAUGAAUGAAUACUAUAAUAAAUUCAAAAAGUUUAAUAUGAUAAAUUCUAAUUUCUUUAAUCUAGAUAACUUUAUUUUUAUUGAUUACUUUCAUAAAUUUAGCGACUUAGUCUUUUUAUCUGAAACCUAUAAAUUUAAUUGGGGUGAAUACAAAGAAUAUUUUCGCACAAAAAAAAUGGAAAUAAAUAAACUAUAUCGUACCAUAAAUUGGAUAAAUAAUCCAUUCGAGUUUAUUGAGUAUCAAAAUAUUAUAAUAAAAGUAAUUAAAUUAAAUAUCUAUUACAUUAUUUGGUUGCAAUUUAAAUUACUCCAUAAAGUACUGCUAAAAAAUCAAAAUCAUAUCUAUGUAUAUAUUAAGUCUAUUGUUCUCAUGUUAUCUUGUCAAUUAACUACAGCGACAUUGUUUUUACAUAGUGAAGAUCACAUAUUAUGGAAUAUAUAUUAUCAAUUGUUGAAAUUUAAAAGUCUAGAGUUAUUUGACUUAUCAAUUAAAGAUAAUAUACAAUUAAUCAAAGAAAAGAUGGAGAUGAACAUAAUUAAAGACUUAGAAUUAUUGAAUGAUAAUAAAGAAGGUAUAAUAUUGACAUUUAAUAAAGAAAUUGAUAUAGAUCAGCUUGGAAAAAAAACAUCUACAAAUAUAAUCAUUGAUGAACUGGUGGCAAUUGGGGGUACAAAAAAAGAACAUAUCCAAUUAUGGUAUACACUUUUGGAUAAUACAAAUAUACCAGAAAUCAUUGAAAUUAUGAAAAAAAUGAUAGAAAUAUUUAUUAAAUUUGCAAAAUAUAUUAAAUAUUUGGGCCAGAGAAUGAAUCAUUUAAAUUAUUUUUUUAUAAAGUAUUUUCGAAAUGGCUCAUUUGAUCUAGAAAAAACAUUUUAUAUACCAUAAUAAAUGUUUUGGAGAACAUAUUUGUUUCUUAUUGUUUGUAUGGACAAAAUGUUUUACUGAUUUAUUAAAAUUAAUACUUUUCUCCCCACAAUAACAAUUAUUGUUAACUUUUGUAUAAAAUUAUAUUAUAUUUAUUGUUUUCUAUGUAAUAAAAUACAUACAUGUAUAUUCUUAGACUACAUUAACAGUAUAUUUUUAAACAUUGGUGUAUAAAAAUAAAAAUAUUUUUUUUUUUAAAAAAUUCCUACUUUUUCAUGCAUAAAAUUUAAACAACAACUUAAGGAAAAUUACAAGUAUUCUAAUACGAAUUGUAAUGGUGUGUAGCGCGGACAGAUACGGUUUAUUCUAGUGUGUAUUAUAGUGGAUUAUAAUU
Messenger RNA from Daktulosphaira vitifoliae (grape phylloxera), 2092 nucleotides. RefSeq lists its product as uncharacterized. The transcript is spliced from 2 exons. Bases 142 to 1719 code for a protein of 525 amino acids. The record is from RefSeq and is a predicted model, not a curated record. Lineage: Eukaryota; Metazoa; Arthropoda; Insecta; Hemiptera; Phylloxeridae.